This is a messenger RNA of Pomacea canaliculata, 1993 nucleotides long. RefSeq names its product zinc carboxypeptidase A 1-like. Gene Ontology annotation, biological process: proteolysis. Gene Ontology annotation, molecular function: metallocarboxypeptidase activity; zinc ion binding. Lineage: Eukaryota; Metazoa; Mollusca; Gastropoda; Architaenioglossa; Ampullariidae. The coding region runs from base 671 to 1399 and encodes 242 amino acids. The transcript is spliced from 11 exons. The record is from RefSeq and is a predicted model, not a curated record.
CACGUCACGUUUACACACACGUUGCCUCCACUAGUCACGACAACAUUCGCGAAUGUUCCUACUGAUCUGAAAGGAUGUGGCAGUACGUGUGGCAGUUUACGACCUUUGUGUGCAUUUUUAUGACUACUUAUGCAUCAAAGCGAAGCUAUGUGGGGUAUAAACUCUUCCACGUCACCCCCACCAACCUGCAAGAGUUGCAUGCUCUUCGAGACCUCCAAUUCCUUCCCCGGGUGGACUUUCUCAACUAUCCCAUGCUUAACGCCACAGUCACUCUAGCUGUUCCUCCAGAGAAUGUGGUCCAAGUUAAAUACCACUUGCUGAAGAAUGGCUUGAGCUUCAAAAUGUCCGAUUUACACAGCCUGCUGGAAGAAGAAGAGGCCAUGUUGUCGGAGUCUAGAAAGAACACCUAUGCCCUGCUUGCAUCCAAAUCUGCGAGUGCCCUGAGACAUGGCAUCUACCUCCGUCUGGACGAGAUUGAAAGCAUACUUCGCAGUUUGGCAGAAACAUAUGACGGUGUGACGCUGGUGGAGAUGCCCCAUAGGACAUUCAAUGGAAACACAAUGCAUUAUCUACAGAUUGACAAGCAGAGGACAUCGAUAAGCCUGUUGUUGUUGUGGAGUCCUUGAUACAUGCCAGAGAGUGGAUUUCAGGGGCCGCAACGUUGUAUGCUAUGGCCGGAAUGAUAGAGAAGUUUGAAGAAGGUGAUGAGGACGCAAUGUUCAUGUUGAAUAACUUCACCUGGAUUUUCAUACCUGUCACUAACCCUGACGGCUACUCGUACACCUGGAGGAAAGACCGACUGUGGCGAAAGAACCGACGCGUCCAACGAUAUUGUUUCGGAGUGGAUCUGAAUCGUAACUUCGACAUAGAGUUUCCAGGUGCUUCACAUAUUUUUAUUUGCAUGGCGUACCAAGAUUAUAGAGAGUACUGCGAGAAUGAUUUCCGUGGUGCGCAUGCCUUCUCGGAAGCGGAAACAAAAAACGUGCGCCAUCUAGUGGGCCUUGUUCAGCCCAAUCUGCUCGCCUACGUGGGCAUCCAUUCGUAUGCGCAACUAGUUAUCGCUCCCUGGGGAUGGACUAUGGAGCGACCGAAAGGCUCCGAAGAGCUUGAUCGAGUGGGAGGCCUGCUAGCGGAGACAAUGUCUAGAUACGGUGCCAACUACAACUUCGGCGUAGGCGAAACUGUAAUAGGAUACCCGUACCAUGGAGCGUCAGCCGACUGGGUUCUGUCUAUUGUUCCAUGGGCCUACACCUACUUUUUCGAACUUAGACCAGACAUUGACAGCUUCCGAAGCUUCGUCCUUCCUCCCAGCGAAAUAGUUCCCUGUGGGCAAGAAGUCUACGCCAGCUUUGUGACGUUAUCAAGGGAGAUAAAGGACAGACGUCACCUCUUCAAGUGACGAGGCUACCUCCGCCUGGGCACGACUCCCCACCUCCCACUCACACCUGGCUUGGGCGUCCUAUAUGCACAUCUUCUAUUGUUGCUUCUACAACUUCAAGAAAACAAUUUGUUGUCUACUUCUAAAAUCGUCUAACUGCUAAAACUAUUUCCUUGUGUAGUUAUCUGCAUAUUAAUUAGGUGUGCACGGCGUCAUUCAGUGCAAGGGGAUUAAGUCGGCUUGCAACUCGCGAGAGGAUAUUGAGUUGUUCACUCUGACUUCGAGAGUUUCUCAUCCUUAUCAAGCUCAUCCUAGUCGUCUGAAGCAAAGUUCACGUCUACCUUUCACCCGUAACCUCAAUACAAUACAUUAAUGAAGCCACAGAUCAGUUUAUUGCCACAAUGUUUCAAAAAUAUGUUAAACAGAACAAAAGUUACGUUGUGGUACAGAAAAUUAAACCACCACGUAUAAUUUUCUUCCGUAUAAUAGGAAAUAUUCUAAAUUGUGAAGACAAUACAUAUAUAUGAAGCCAGACAUGUUAAGUACAAAAACACUUCGGAUUUCACAAUUUGUAAUAACUUCGUACAAAAAUCUGAGGUUCUGUAAGGAGUCAGA